AUGGGUGAUAAUAACACUGUUUUCUCCUUUCUUUUUCUUCUUCUGUUUGUCUUUUCAUCUGCUUCUUCAUCGACUAUUGUCAAUUUUCAUCAACCUUUUCCCAUUGUUGAACCCGAUCCCGGUCAUACAAAGCUCCGUCUUUCACCGGAAGGCUUGGAGGCUAUUGAGAAAAUAACAAACCCCAUUGCAUCUGUGGCUGUAAUUGGACCUUACCGCUCGGGAAAGUCUUUUUUGCUGAAUCAACUUCUCUCUCUCUCUUGUUAUGAAGGGUUUGGUGUGGGGCACAUGCGUGAUACAAAAACAAAAGGAAUAUGGAUUUGGGGAACUCCGAUAGACUUGGAGAUUGAUGGAGUAAAAACCUCUGUCUUUUACAUAGAUACAGAAGGUUUCGAAAGCAUCGGGAAGUCGAAUGUAUAUGAUGAUCGGAUAUUUGCUCUGGCAACUGUAAUAAGUUCCGUGCUUAUCUAUAAUCUGCCCGAGACGAUACGUGAAGCUGACAUCUCUAGACUCUCUUUUGCGGUUGAGCUUGCUGAAGAAUUUUACGGAAGAGUGAAGGGCCAAGAUGUUGCAUUUGAACCUGCUAAGCUCUUGUGGCUUAUCCAACGCGAUUUUCUGCAAGGGAAAUCAGUACAACAAAUGGUGGACGAAGCUCUUCGACAAGUCCCCAAUACUGGUAGAGACAGAAAUAUUGAUAUGAUCAAUCAAAUCCGAGAUUCAUUGGCUAUAAUGGGUGACAACAGUACGGCUUUUAGCUUACCACAACCGCAUCUUCAGCGGACAAAGCUUUGUGACUUGAAGGACGAGGACCUUGAUCCAUCAUAUGUGAAGAAAAGAGAUCAACUAAAAGAUCUUGUUUCUAGCAUAAUCCGUCCAAAGAUUGUACAAGGAAAAUCUCUGAAUGGGAAAGAGUUUGUUUCCUUCCUGAAGCAGAUACUUGAAGCCUUGAACAAGGGAGAGAUUCCGUCAACAGAAGGAUCUCUACGAUCGUCCCAUGAUACAGUUAGAGGUGAAGCUAUGCAAGCAUUCGAUCAACAACAUUUUGGCCGUCACCAUGCUAAGAAAUCAAUCACGCAACUAGAUGAAGAAAUUGACAAGGUAUUUAAGAAUGUCGUUUUACAAAAUGAAUAUAAAUCUUCAAAGCUUUGUGAGGCACUGUACACCGAAUGCGAGGACAUAAUGGAUCAGCUUCAAGUUCUCAAGCUUCCUUCAAUGGCAAAAUUUAACGCAGGUCUCGAGAAAUGCAAUCAUACUUUUGAGCUUGAAUGUGUUGGACCUUCAAAAGAAAACUACGAGGGACGCAUGGCAAAGAUGUUGGGAAAGUCUAAGUCUAUAUUUAUUAAGGAGUACAACCACAGGCUUUUCAAUUGGUUGGUGGCUUUCUCCUUGGUAACAGUUGUGCUUGGCCGGUUUAUUAUAAAGUUCAUUUUGGUCGAAAUCGGAGGAUGGUUACUUUUUAUAUUUCUGGAAACCUACACAAGGUUGUUUUGGUCAGCAGAGUCACUUUACUACAACCCUGUUUGGCAUUUUAUAGUUGCAUCUUGGGAGACUCUUGUUUACAGCCCUAUCCUCGAUCUUGACAGAUGGGCUAUUCCUCUCUGUGCAAUACUAUCUAUUUUCAUUCUAUAUUGGCGGUGUUGUGCGAAAAGGAAACAUGGAUCACGAUGGCUAUUACCAUUAUAUGGCAGCAAUAAAAAUGGUGCAAAUAGACCAAGAUCAGACUAG
Messenger RNA from Vicia faba (fava bean), 1722 nucleotides. The record is from the annotation of a GenBank genome assembly. NCBI's taxonomy places the organism in Eukaryota, Viridiplantae, Streptophyta, Magnoliopsida, Fabales, Fabaceae.